Alternaria ethzedia is the source of this 678-nucleotide messenger RNA. RefSeq lists its product as uncharacterized. Gene Ontology annotation, molecular function: acyltransferase activity, transferring groups other than amino-acyl groups. NCBI's taxonomy places the organism in Eukaryota, Fungi, Ascomycota, Dothideomycetes, Pleosporales, Pleosporaceae. The transcript is spliced from 2 exons. The record is from RefSeq and is a predicted model, not a curated record. The coding region runs from base 1 to 678 and encodes 225 amino acids.
AUGUCGACGUGCACAACCAACUUUGAGCUUCGCCCUGCAAGAUUCUCAGAUCUUUCUUCGAUAGCGACAGUAUGGACAGCGGCGUUCUUUGACGAUGAGAUUAUCGGCGUGAUCAUGCAUCCGCACCGCAAGGAGUAUCCGGACGACGUAUACUGGUUCUUGCUGCGCGGUAUCCGAGAACGGUUCUGGGACUGGCGACAUCGAUUCUUCGUCGUGACAGACGCUGGAAAGGUCAUCGGAGCAGCGGAUUGGAGAAGGCUAGGUAGAGGUGGAGAGAAGUUGGAGUUGGCGAGAGCAGACCCACGUAACCUCGUCGCGUCGGUCGUAAAGACAUAUCACUCCAUGUCUCUAGCGCUCUUCCCCAACCGCGCGGCUGAUCCUACGCGCACUUCCUUCCUCGACACCGCUGUCGCGAACUCUGAAAAGUACUGGACUGGCCAUCGCACUGAGUGCUGGGACUUACACGUCUGUGGUGUACACCCAGACUACCAAGGUAAAGGUGUUGGAAAGCUGUUAGCCACGUGGGGUGUACGCGAAGCGCAGAAGGAGGGCGACGAGGUUGUGGCUAGUGUAUUGUGCGGAGAGAAGAAUAGAGGAUUCUAUGCGAAGGCCGGUAUGGGUGUUGAGGUUUCGGAGUCGAAGGGCGAUGGAGGCGGCAUCGCGUUGUUUUCGAGAUAG